GCGGGCAGCUAUAAAUCACCCCAUCCCGCGUCUCGCCGAACACUCUAUCGAAGGCUGCCAGAUGUUAACAUCCUGCUGAACUGAAGUUCCGCGCACAUUGGCCUAAAGAUGAUUUAUAGCAAGUUACGGAUCUUCUUCGUCCUUAUCGGUUUUGCAGUGCUGCCGGUUCACCCUUCAGCUGCAGCAAAGCGUCCGUCCGAUCUGACCUGCAACGUCACCGAGAAAAACAAUGCAUUCAUCUACCUCCUGUCCCACCCACCCAGUUCCUCCAAGUGCAAAACGCUCUGGGAGGACAAGAACAGGACUGUCAUCGUAAUGAACCGUGAGUCUGUCCCAGCGGUCCAGAAUGUGACCGACCAGUCGCUCACCCUGGAUCACUGCGAGCCCUCACUGGCCUACACAGUGGAGUGCCACGAUGAAACAAACAUGCUGAUGGUCCGUGGAGAAGCCAACUGCCAAAUCAACUGCAGCAGACUCCUGGAUCCAGAAGAUAAUCUCACACCCAAUGUGAACUCCACCAUGAUCUGCAUCACUGAGAGUCGGUGUCUGCCAAUGACUUCCUUUGUUUUUAUUGUCAUCGGUUUAAUUGGUAUUGUUAUUUUAGUUGUUGUGGCUCUUUGGUGUUACAAGAAAUGGAGAGCGAGAGGAUCUGGGACAACGGGAGUUUUUUACACUCAACCAUGUGAACAGGUGGUAGUCAACAUAAAGACCCCCGUAGGAGACGAUGUGGUGCAAAACCACAUCGUCUGAACAAGGAAGAAGGGAAGUGUCAAUGUUCUCGAUAAUGUUUUUUUAAGUCCUCAUCAUCAGUGCCUUAUUGACAAAUUAUGAAAUAAGAUAAGAAAACUGCAGAUAGAAAACUAUUAAUAUUAUAUUAUAUCAUGUAUUAUAACUAGUUAUAUAGAGGGGAGGAGUAUAAGUAUUAAGAUAUGUCAUAUGACGGUGUUUAAACUUGUUCGGGAAGGUUAACUGUAACUGUCCAUCAGCUCACCUGAAGGUAAAACCACAUGAUGUGGUGCCUUUCUGAUCAAUUGUGAUAUUGAUCUUCGCUGUGGAAGUGGAGAUUAAUUCAUUAUAACUUUAUAAUACGUUUGUACACAGUUGACAUGUUGUAUCUCAGGGAUCUUGGACUCCUGCUUUGACUCAUGUGAGAAACCUGGAGGCCGUUUCAAAUAAAUACCAAAUAAAACCAGAACUGAGAGUUUAAAACGGCUGGAAAGCUGCGUGGAGCAGCAAAGUUAUAAGAUGUUCAUUAUGAGUGAAUGACUUUAGAAUAAAGGCUCAUUUGAUGUUUUCAUAAUUCUGAUUAAUGCAAAUGUAAAGACAAUGAAUAGUUUAGAUUAUUAUGAAAUUUGCUUUGCUUUUAUUUUUGUGGAAAUCAAAGAAAAUCAAAAUGUGCUCUCCUUUUAAUCAUGCCAAUUAUUCAAUAUAUGUGUUUAUUAAGAUAACUCCAGUUUUAAUUUAAGGUAAGGGUAAGUUUUUACCCCAAUGUAAACUAUUUGGGGUGGUAUAAACUAAUGAUUCUAUGCAUUUGUUGUGUGUAUUUUCUGUUCAGUAUAUUGAACCUGAUUGGAAAGUUUAAAAGUGGGGCGUAGGAACAUGUUUUAUUUGGCUCUGUAUACAAAUCAGAGUUUUGGGGUUAUGAAAUAAUGCUGUUCAGAGAUGAUGAGUGUGGCUUAUAUGAGUGCUUCCUGCUGAAUAAAUCAUUAAAAAAAACACACCUCCAUUGUAUCUUCAGAUCGACGUCUCAGCCUCUCAGAGGCUGUGAGUUGCUCUCGUGGAGGGUUUCUGACUUUUUUUCUGAAUACAAAAUAAAAAAAUGUAACGUGUCA
Messenger RNA from Gasterosteus aculeatus aculeatus (three-spined stickleback), 1832 nucleotides. The record is from RefSeq and is a predicted model, not a curated record. NCBI's taxonomy places the organism in Eukaryota, Metazoa, Chordata, Actinopteri, Perciformes, Gasterosteidae.